AUGGGAAUUAAUGACCAUACUAUUUUGGAUAAUAGAUUAAGAAGUCCCAAAUAUAUUGCGGUUUUCAACCUAGCAUUUGUGGAUUUGUUAAGUAGCUCUGCUUUGGUGCCAAAGGUUCUUGACAUCUUUCUGUUUAACCAUCGAUAUAUUUCCUACAAUGACUGCUUGACAUUCAUGUUUUUCUGCUUCACUUUAAUUUCGAUGCAGGCUCUUAAUCUGGUUGCUCUCUCCUAUGACAGGCUGAUAGCUAUCCUCUAUCCACUGCACUAUCAUGUGAAGGUGACACACAAACGCAUGCUAUGUUUGAUUGCUUUUUUCUGGCUCUUUGCCAUUACUAGUACGCUGACUGCAGUUGGCUUUCUCACGAGGCUUUCUUUCUGUAGAUCUGUGGUGAUUAACAGCUAUUUCUGUGACCAUGGUCCUAUGUUCCGGCUUGCCUGCAAUGAUAUUACUCCUAAUGUGGUAAUUGCAGGUAUUUUACCCAUUCUGAUACUUUGGUUUCCAUUGUUUUUUAUCGUGGCAAGUUACAGCUCUAUUGGUUAUGCUUUGUCAAAAAUGUCUACAGUCCGGGAAAGAAUGAAGGCUUUUAAAACUUGUACAGGUCACCUUUCAUUAGUGGCAAUCUAUUUUCUUCCUAUUGUACUGGUUUAUGCGUUUAAGAGCACAGUACAUCCUAAUGCUAGAAUCAUCAACCUGUCUUUGUCCACUGUUAUCCCUCCUAUGUUGAACCCAAUCAUAUAUGUUCUGCAGACACAAGAAAUCAAAGAAUCCUUGAAAAAGUUGUUAAAAAUCAGUGAGCAAUCCAAAAUUGCAAUGAAAACGUAA
Molecule: messenger RNA, 825 nt
Organism: Acanthochromis polyacanthus (spiny chromis)
Lineage: Eukaryota; Metazoa; Chordata; Actinopteri; Pomacentridae
Product: olfactory receptor 1C1-like
Exons: 2
Coding region: 1-825 (274 amino acids)
Biological process (GO): G protein-coupled receptor signaling pathway
Cellular component (GO): membrane
Molecular function (GO): olfactory receptor activity; G protein-coupled receptor activity
Source: RefSeq, a predicted model, not a curated record